Molecule: messenger RNA, 3558 nt
Organism: Oncorhynchus tshawytscha (Chinook salmon)
Lineage: Eukaryota; Metazoa; Chordata; Actinopteri; Salmoniformes; Salmonidae
Gene: dennd1a
Product: DENN/MADD domain containing 1A
Exons: 24
Coding region: 141-3269 (1042 amino acids)
Biological process (GO): endocytosis; endocytic recycling
Cellular component (GO): cytosol; clathrin-coated vesicle
Molecular function (GO): phosphatidylinositol phosphate binding; guanyl-nucleotide exchange factor activity
Source: RefSeq, a predicted model, not a curated record
UGCGGUGGUAGCGUGAUCCGCUCGAGGAGACCAUGGCGAUACCCAGGACGUUCUGACGGGCUAUCAGAAAAAUAGCCCUCGAAAAACGGAUCAACGCCCCAUAUAAACGACACUAGACUUGGACACUGUGAGACAUAAAAAUGGGGUCCCGUAUCAAGGACAACCCUGAGGCCACUUUCGAGGUGUACCUGGAGGUGACCCAUCCUGGAACCACUGGCUCUGAUCCGGAGGUGCGGAGGCGAUUCCCCGAGGACUACAUCGACCAGGAAACUCUUCAGACAGUCCCCAAGUUCUGCUUCCCCUUCAGUGUGGACAGUCUGUCGGUGAGCCAAGUGGGCCAGAACUUCACCUUUGUUCUGACGGACAUCGAGAGCAAGCAGCGCUUUGGCUUCUGCCGCCUCUCCUCGGGGGCCCACAGCUGCUACUGCAUCCUCAGCUAUCUGCCCUGGUUUGAGGUAUUCUACAAGCUGCUCAAUAUCCUCGCUGACUACACAAUCAAAGGCCAGGAGAGUCAGUGGCGAGAGCUCCUGGAGUCACUCCAUACACUCCCCAUCCCUGAUCCUGGAGUACCAGUCCAUCUUAGCGUGCAUUCCUACUUUACUGUGCCUGACACAAGGGAAUUACCCAGCAUACCUGAAAACAGAAACCUAACAGAGUAUUUUGUAGCCGUAGAUGUCAAUAACAUGCUCCAUCUGUACGCUAGUAUGCUUUAUGAGCGUCGAAUCCUCAUCUGCUGUAGCAAACUAAGCACCUUAACGGCUUGUGUUCACGGGUCGGCGGCCAUGAUGUACCCAAUGUAUUGGCAACACGUUUACAUUCCUGUCCUGCCUCAGCACCUCAUAGACUACUGCUGUGCGCCCAUGCCCUACCUCAUUGGAGUACAUUCCAGCCUAAUGGAGAAGGUGAGGGGGAUGGCCCUGGAUGACGUAGUAGUCCUCAACGUAGACACCAACACCCUAGAAACACCCUUUGAUGACCUCCAAAGCCUGCCCAACGAUGUGGUGUCAUCCUUAAAGAAUCGCCUGAAGAAGGUUUCCACCACGACGGGAGAUGGCGUGGCCCGAGCUUUCCUCAAGACACAGGCCGCUCUCUUCGGCUGCUACAGGAACGCGCUGCAGAUCCAACCGGGAGAGCCAAUAACGUUCAGUGAGGAGGUCUUUGUGACCCACCGCUCCAGUGCCAUGAGACAGUUCCUGCAGAACGCCAUCCAGCUGCAGCUCUUCAAACAGUUCAUCGAUGGCCGCUUGGACCUGCUGAACGCUGGUGAGGGCUUCAGUGAUGUUUUCGAGGAUGAGAUCAACAUGGGAGAGUAUGCAGGCAGCGACAAAAACUACCACCAGUGGCUAUUCACAGUAAAGAAAGGGGGCGGUGCUAUCUUUAACACAGUGAGGACCAAGGCUAAUCCGGCCAUGAAAACAGUCUAUAAGUUUGCUAAAGAUCAUGCCAGGAUGGGGAUAAAGGAAGUCAAGAGCCGACUAAAGCAAAAGGAGCUGGCAGAGAAUGGCUACUCCUCGACAGUGGGCACUGGUGGCACAGGAACGGGCACCGGGGAGGAGGGCACCACUGCCGGGUCGCCCACCUCCACAGACGGAAAGGACGGCAGCGCCCGCACCUGGGACGAACGGCGUCCUAUCACUGUGCACUUUGGACAGCCCCUCCGAGAGCCUCCCCCUCGGCCCCCUCCUCCCAGGCUCCAAUGCGGCAACGCACGGCCCGCCCGUCCACCUAGGCCUCAGGUGGCCAAGAGACCUCGCAGCAACGUGGGCCUGGAGAGUAGCCCUGAACAUGGUGGCCGUCCCACACGUCACUACACAGUAUUUCUGUCCGAGGACUCAUCAGGCGACGAGCUGCAGCACGAAGACCACUCCAUUGCCAGCUUCCCCGAGAACUUUCUCUUCUCUGCCCCCUUCGAAUGGUCACCCCUGCCGCCUCCUUACCGCUCCCUGAAAGAGGCAGAGGAGGGGGAGGAGCCCAUCAGCGGCCCCUCCUACACAGCCCCGCCCAGCCCAGUGAUGGAGAAGUUUGCUGAUAUCAACCUGCUGGGGAACAUGUUCAGCUGCUUGGACGAGCCUGAGGGACAGCAACUCAGCCUGGCCAAGAGCCUGGAGGACCUCCGCACACCCAAAGACCCCCAGGAGCAGCAGAAAUUAAUCUACCAGCGGAUGGACCUGAGUGGCACCCUUCCAGGCCUCAAGCACUCCAACCCCUACAACAAGAUGUGGAGCAUGCAUGGGCAGGAUGAUAUGGCCAUGUCCGGCCGGGUGUCUCCGAAUUGGGACCGACCCCUGUCCGUGCCCCCCCCUGACCUGGAAGAGCUGCGGCCCCCUAGCCGAGAGAGCUUCGGUCCCGGGGUCCUCGAGCGGCCGGAUCUCUUCACCACCCCCAGCCAAGGGGAGUGCAUCACCAUCCCCCGCCCCCAGGGGAGGAAAACCCCAGAGCCAGGUAAGGUCUUGGGUCCGCCACCAGUGCCCCAGCCCCGGAUCAAGCCGGGGGUAGUGGGGGAUGGUGGGACCACUACAGCAGGGGGGCAGGAGUUCCGGCAGGCCCUUGGGAUGGGGGGUGACCUGAUGCUGCAGCCCACCAAGAUGGACUUCAAUGACGCGGAGGAUGUGGACCUGCUCAGCCUCCUGGACCCCCUGAACAACCCGGCCCAGACCACCACCACCCCAGCCUUGGCAGGGGAAGGAGCAGACUCACGGUCCUGUGCCGAACCUCCAACCUCCAGGCCUGUUCUCCCGCCACGUCCCUACCCUCAGAGCCUGCCCCCCUUCCACCAACACAUGCCCCUGAACCCCUUCACCCCGCCCCUCGGCUACUCCACCCACAGACACUACUCGCCCACCGUAGCGGGGAAUCCCUUCGGCGGCCGUGCCUACGGGCCUCCCGCCUCCACCUAUUUCCACGCCUCCCCCCAUGGUCACCCUCCUCACCCUCUUUCUACAAUGCUGGGGCUCUACAGACUGUCCUCCCCCGUGGGGUCUACCCUCCCUCCUGGUAUGGGAUCCAUGCGGUCUGCCUUCCCCAAUCAUGGCGGUCCUCCCCCCACCUCCUCAGGCAGCCACCAUGCUCUCUCUAACCUGUUGGACUCCCCCUCGGUCCCCACCCCUAGCCUCGCCACUAGGGUACUGCCAAAGCCUCCCAACACUGCAGAGGACUCCAACGAGACUCAGGAUCCCUUUGGGGACCUACUGGCCAUGGCUAAGCCGGCCGCUGCACCACCUAAAAAGAAGGUGGAGGGCCUUCGGGGGAAGUGGGAGACUUUUGACUAACCCCCCUUUCCUUACUUUCCACGUGUGGGCGUUGUCUUAUUCACCUCUUCCCUGCACCAGCUUAUGCUGCUGACCAAUGAGUAACAGAGUCUGUGUGUCAGGCGACCAAUCAAGAGGCUGGGUUCCAAGCUGUCCCCUCUCCCCCGUCUCCCCCUCUGCUAAAUGUCGGGGUUCACACCUCACUCUUUCUCUCUCUCCCUCUCUCUCCCCCUCCUCUUUCCGUCUCUCUCUGUCUCUAUGUUUCUCUGUCUCUGUUUCUCUCUCUCUCCAUCUCUCUUUAUGUCUCUGU